Neltuma alba is the source of this 424-nucleotide messenger RNA. Its product is annotated as anthocyanin regulatory C1 protein-like. Gene Ontology annotation, molecular function: transcription cis-regulatory region binding. Gene Ontology annotation, biological process: cell differentiation; regulation of DNA-templated transcription. Gene Ontology annotation, cellular component: nucleus. Lineage: Eukaryota; Viridiplantae; Streptophyta; Magnoliopsida; Fabales; Fabaceae. The record is from RefSeq and is a predicted model, not a curated record.
AGUGAGAGACAGAUAUCUAUACAGUGAAAAAGGAGGAUGGGGAAGAGUCCCACGUGGCUGCGCGGAAGGAGGAGGGCUGAACAGAGGAGCAUGGACGGUUCAAGAGGACAAGUUACUACUGACUUCUUACAUUGAGACACACGGCCAAGCCAGAUGGACACGCAUCCCUAAAGGAGCUGGCUUGAAUAGGAGUGCCAAAAGCUGUAGGCUCAGAUGGUUGAACUAUCUCAUCUGGCCUGGUAAAAGAGGCGGCAUCACACAAGAUGAAGAAGAACUCAUCAUUAGGCUUCAUAAGCUUCUUGGUAACAGGUGGUCUCUCAUAGCUGGAAGGCUACCUGGCCGAACAGACAAUGAAAUCAAAAACUACUGGAACACCACUUUGGCAAAAAAGCUCAGGACCGGCACAGGCAUGUUCAAUAUCUGA